Molecule: messenger RNA, 2844 nt
Organism: Cariama cristata (Red-legged seriema)
Lineage: Eukaryota; Metazoa; Chordata; Aves; Cariamiformes; Cariamidae
Product: nesprin-2-like
Exons: 18
Source: RefSeq, a predicted model, not a curated record
GGCGACAAGCCGCCUCCUGUCCCCAAUGCCACAUGGGGCUCUCGAGGGAAAGUGGGAGACUUGGAGGAAACUGUGAAUGAUGGUAGACCUGAGCGAGAAAUGCUCCUCCAGGUGUGCCAGGCCCAGGUUGCUGAGCUGGAACAGUGGCUAGACAAAACUAAAAUGUCCCUGAGCUCAGACCCUCAGACCCCCAAAAUGCAGCACGUGGUGGAAAUACAGCUUGCUGAAUACCAGGUAACGAUAUCAGAGCUUGAACAAAAGGUCCUUUCCUUACUGCAAGAUUACAGAGAUGAUGCAGACUACCAACAAGAGACAGAAGCUCUUUCCUUGAGGCUGAAAGAAGUGAGGUGCGAUUUGGAAGAAGUCCAGAUGAUGCUUCAAGAAAAAUGUGAUGAAGAGCAGAUUUACGACACGGAGAGGAUUGACCCAGAGCCCCUUGAGGUUCUACACUCAAACAACACCAGCACAUCCCAGCUUGCCCUUGCUGAACAGCCACUCAUUUGGCACAACGGUUUCCAGCACCCACAGGAUCUGAAAGUAAAAGCAGGUGAGCAGAAAAGCCUCAUGGACUUCAUUGAAUCAUGUGUGGAAAAAAUGCAGUUACAAUUUGAGGACAGCGUGACUCAGAAAUUAGAAUCAAGCAAUGGAGAAUCUGAUCCAAAGAGCAAGCAGGAUGAUCCCACCUUAUCUCCAAAGGACCAGAUGGGUAAUAAAUGGCAAUAUUUACAACAAGAGCUGUCAUCAAAGAUGAAAUCUCCUCUCUGCCAGCUUGUGGAACCUCAGAUUACAACAAAGAUGAACAUACUGCCCCGAGGCACAUUUGCUAGUGCAGGAACCCCAACUGUGGAAGAACUGAAAACUUACACUGUCCAGCUGGGAGAGCUAAGCCAAGAAGCAAAUGUGGUGCAUGCACAGGAUAAUGUGGCAGAGGAAGUCUCUUCAAAUUUGGACAGAAAAUUGUUUGAGCUGCUUCUGCCAAUCAGCCAAUGUUUGAAUAACAUGGAGGAGAUGUUAAACACCUCAGUCCUCUCCACCGAAGAGGCAGCCAUGCAGCAAGCGCUUUACGAGACUCUUUCUGUCGAGCUGCAAAAACUUCACGCUGAUCUGAGUGAUAAAAAGAAUGAUCUUCUAAAGUCUAUUAGCUGUGCUGGUGGGAGCACAGAUGUGUUCUGUGAGUGCUUUAACAACUUGCAGGCACGGCUGAAACAACCUCAACCUGCCACUGCUUCAAGGAGCAACUCAAUGAAAGCUGGGCUGGAUCAUAAUAGCAAUUAUCAGAAUGAAAUCAGACUGCUCUAUGAUCAGUUAACUGAGAAAAAAGCUACUCUGCAACAGUGCUUGAAUGCAAUAUGUGGACAUAAUGUUUCUGAACAGCUUCAGAAAACUGAUGCCUGGGCUUUGGAGCUGCAAAACUUUGAAAACCAAGUAGCAAAACUGAGAGGCCAUGGGGAAAGAUUUCAGUUACCUAUCACCUUAAUCCAGGAAGCUUAUAAAUUAGAGGAUGUUUUGGAUGACAUGUGGGGGAUUCUGAAAGCAAAGUAUGUGGAGCUGAACCCUCCUUCCAUCAGUGAGAGCCAGUACGAGGACUUACUUCAUGGAUUUGCAGAGCUGGUAGCUAUUGGACAAGAGAAGAUUGCACAAGAUCCAAAGCAGCUAACAAAAAGCAGAGCAGCUCUGCAGUCUCACCUGGAAAAUCACAAGGACUUUUUCCACAACCUCAUGACCCACAUGACUUUCAUGCAAAUGUUUUCUGAGAAAGUGACUCCUUCCAUCCUACAAAAGAGAGAAGAAUUCUGGAGAGAGCUAGUGAUUGAAGUCAAGUUGCUGGAGCAGAAGGCUUGCGAAUAUGGUAUAGACUUAGAGAGUCUGUUAAAGGAAUGGAUGGAAUUUGAUGAUGGAUGCCUGGUUUUCAAUAAGGAGUUAGAGGCACUUGCCUCUACGUUGCCUUCUGUGAAUUUGGUUGAAGAAACAGAAGAAAGAUUAAUGGAAAGGAUUGUACUUCUAGAGCAAAUCAAAAGAAGUGUUGAUGAAAAGCAUGCCAGGCUGUACCAGAUGGUGAAACAAGGGAAGAAAUUGCUUACUGCUGUGAGCUGUCCAGAAAUAAGAAGCCAGAUUGGGAAGCUGGAAGAGCAGUGGUUGUCUUUAACCAAAAAAGUUGGCCAUGAACUACACCGACUUCAAACAUUACUCAAGCUCUUGGUCAGCUACAACAGAGACUCGGAGGAAUUAAUGAAAUGGCUGGAUUCUGCUCAGCAGAGAAUGAAUUUGUGGAAAGGGCAGUCUCUCAAUGUGUCGCAAGAUCUUCCCACCAUCAGGGAUAACAUCAACAGUUUGUUUACAUUCUCUAAGGAAGUUGAUGAAAAAUCUUCCCUGAAGUCAUCUGUGGUGAGCACUGCCAACCAGCUCUUUCACGUGAAGCAGGCUGAUACUGCAGCACUUAGGUCAUCUUUGGCAAAGUUUGAGCAAAAAUGGGGAGAACUGAUUACACAGCUCCCAGCCAUCCAAGAAAAGCUUCACCAGCUUCAGAUGGAAGAACUUUCAUCGCGGGAGGCUAUUGCUGAACUAAUGAUCUGGCUGGACCAUGUGGAACAACAGCAGGGACAUGAGGAGCCAAUAAAUUCACAGCAUAGUGCUGCCCAAGUCAGAAGCCUCCUUCAGAAGUACAAGGAAUAUAUGAUGGAGAUGAACUUUAAACAGUGGAUGGUAGAUUAUGUGAACCAGUCACUCUUGCAGAUGAGCACUUGUGAUGUGGAAAGCAAGCGAUAUGAAAGGACAGAAUUUGCUGAAUGUCUUGGAGAGAUGAACCUGAGGUGGCACAGGCUGCAGGCGUCUCUGAACAGAAAG